AUGCGGGCCAAGGCUGCUAUGCCGAGUGAAGAGCGCACGAACAUUGCGCGCGACGAUAGCGACUCGUGGGAGUCGUGGCACCGGAGAUAUGGACACCUGGGAUUCACAGGGUUAGAGAAGCUCUACAAGGAAAACUUGGUGGAGGGACUCACCAUUGAUGAAAACUCGAUGCCACUGACACAGUGCGAAGCCUGCAUUCAAGCCAAACAGGCGCGCCGUGCAUAUCCGAAGGAGGCAGAGGACUGA
Sparassis crispa is the source of this 246-nucleotide messenger RNA. RefSeq lists its product as hypothetical. The record is from RefSeq and is a predicted model, not a curated record. The transcript has a single exon. Bases 1 to 246 code for a protein of 81 amino acids. NCBI's taxonomy places the organism in Eukaryota, Fungi, Basidiomycota, Agaricomycetes, Polyporales, Sparassidaceae.